Brassica rapa (field mustard) is the source of this 1333-nucleotide messenger RNA. Its product is annotated as protein PXR1. NCBI's taxonomy places the organism in Eukaryota, Viridiplantae, Streptophyta, Magnoliopsida, Brassicales, Brassicaceae. The record is from RefSeq and is a predicted model, not a curated record.
UCUAUGUAAAAAAAAUUUCUUUUUUAAAUUUGGGAUUCUAAAAAAAAAUUAGGAGUGUAUUUGUAUAUAUUUUUUUUAAAAAUAACUGGGGACACAUGGCGAAUGUUUUACUUAGUAUGACCCUUCAAACAAGAUAUUAUUGGUUAGUUUUCCAAGAAUUCUAACAUACUCAUCUAUUAAUUUAUAAUAUUUGUAUCUUUUAAUAUUUUUAGAAUUUUUGGUUAGAUUACUCCCAAUGAGGAUGCUUUUAAAAGUUAUAUUUGAACAUCUUGAUAAUGCACAAAAUUUUAAGAGUAAAAUUAUUAGAAAAUAAAACUUGUAAUAGUAUGAUUUUUUUGGGUUUAGUGAAAUGUUAUUGGAUUAAAGAUAUGGGCCUAGGCCCAGUUUAGUCGAUUCCUACAAGUUUCGACGACAGCUAAGUAGGGCAAACGCUCGAACCGUCGGAGAGAGAGAAGAAAAUAGAGAUGGGAGGGAAAGGUAAGAAGAGGAGAGAGAAGAACUAUUUGGCAUCUCACGGCGGACCGGCGAGACUCCCACCGCCGCCUGAUCGUUCGAAGCAAGAUGCUCUUCCUUCCAAGCUCCGUGUUCUCAUGAACUACACCUCUCCUCCGCCUCCUCAAGAUUCUACUAAACAACUUGUAGAGAAGAAAGAGAAGAAAGCUAAAGCUGGAGUUGAUGCUGCCAAGGUGAAGCCUGGGAGUGAAGCAAAGUCUGAAGCAAAGGCGGUUGAAGAAAGCAAAUCUGAGGGCAACACAGCCUCCCCUGAUCAGGAGAAUGAUGGAGAGGAUAUAGUGCUGAACAAGGGAGAUGAAAAGAAGAAGAAAAAGAGAAAGAGGAAUGAGAUUAAGGACCUUCGUUUCGAACAGGAACUUGCGGAGUUGGAUGGUCGGUCCAAAAGGAAAGAGCGCAAGAAGAAGUAUUGGGAGGCCAAGAAGCAAAAGAAGAAAGGGAAGACUGAAGAUACACUCCGAGAAAACUUCCCAAAGCAUGAACAGAUCAGAUUUGGUGAUGUGGUUCAAGCUCCACCAAAGCUGGCCGUUGUUCCAAAGGCAAGAAAGACUCCUAUGAGUGCUUCAAAGGAGAGGCUGCGAUUAGAGGCCAUUGAAGCUUACAGAUCUCGCAAUGGAUGGACCUCUAGACCAGGCGUUCAGAUUCCUACCGUGACCAUGCAAUAAGAUGGGGGCCAUGAUCUCAGUUUUGUGUACUAGCUGGCUGUAAAACUAGUUCGGAUUCUAACGUUGUGAUAGUUGAAUUUUCCAAACAUCUCUUUCUAUAUGUAAAAGUGGAUUUAUUUAAUUUUGAGUUCAAUGAAAAAUUUUGGUGUUUACUUCCA